AUGAAGCUGCUGUUUGUGGUGACACUCUUAUGGCGCGAGGCGUUGUGCGGAUCUCCGAGCGUCCAGAUCGGUGGUUUAUUCCCCAGAGGUGCAGAUCAGGAGUAUAGUGCAUUCAGAAUUGGCAUGGUUCAGUUUGGGAUGGCAGACUUCAGACUGACUCCACAUAUAGAUAACCUGGAGGUGGCCAAUAGCUUUGCUGUCACAAACUGCUUUUGUUCUCAGUUCUCUCGAGGUGUGUAUGCCAUAUUUGGCUUCUACGACAAGAAGUCCGUAAACACCAUCACGUCCUUCUGUGAGACACUCCAUGUCUCCUUCAUCACACCAUCUUUCCCAGCAGAAGGAAUGAAUCAGUUUGUUCUCCAGAUGAGGCCAGACAUCAAGGGGCCGCUGGUUUCAUUAGUGGAGUACUACAGAUGGGAGAAAUUUGCCUAUCUAUACGACAGUGACAGAGGUCUUUCUACUCUUCAGGUAAUACUGGACACAGCAGCUGAGAAAAAAUGGAUUGUUACAGCAAUAAAUGUCGGAAACCUGAAAGAUGAAAGGAAGGACGAAGCCUACCGCUCCCUGUUUCAGGACCUAGAGAUCCGUAAAGAGCGACGCAUCAUCCUGGACUGUGAACAAGACAAAGUCAAAGACAUCAUGGAACAGGUUAUCACCAUAGGCAGACAUGUAAAGGGAUAUCACUACAUCAUCGCCAACCUUGGUUUUGUAGAUGGUGACCUCUCUAAAAUCCAGUAUGGUGGAGCGAAUGUGUCUGGGUUUCAGAUAGUAGAUUUUGAUGAUCCUGUCGUGGCAAAGUUUGACCAACGAUGGGAGGCUCUGGAAGAGAAGGAGUAUCCUGGAGCUGAUACACGCAUCAGAUAUACCUCAGCCCUUACAUUUGAUGCUGUCCAUGUGAUGACUGAGGCAUUUCGCUUCCUGCAUAAGCAGAGAAUAGACAUGAGUCGUCGUGGCAACAAUGGGGACUGUCUUGCCAAUCCCGCAGUGCCCUGGGCACAAGGGGUGGAGAUUGAACGUGCCCUAAAACAGGUGCGUGUGGAUGGGUUGACAGGGAACAUUCAGUUUGACCAGUAUGGGAAGAGAAUCAACUACUCAGUAACAGUCAUGGAGUUAAAGAACAAUGGCCCCAUAAAGAUUGGCUACUGGAAUGAGGUGGAUAAGAUGGUGGUGACAAAGUCAGACCUUUACCCCAAUGACACCAUGGGGAUGGAAAACAAGACUGUCAUUGUUUCAACUAUACUGGAAGCCCCCUAUGUGAUGUUGAAGAAAAAUUCGGAGCUGUUUCAAGACAAUGACCGUUAUGAAGGUUACUGCGUUGACCUUGCUGCAGAGAUUGCAAAGCACUGUGGCAUACGCUACCAGCUAAGGAUUGUGGGAGAUGGCAAAUACGGUGCAAGAGAUGCUGAAACUAAGAUCUGGAAUGGUAUGGUUGGAGAGCUGGUGUAUGGGAAAGCAGACAUAGCAGUCGCUCCCCUGACAAUCACUUUGGUUCGUGAAGAGGUGAUCGAUUUCUCGAAACCCUUCAUGUCACUGGGAAUCUCCAUCAUGAUCAAGAAGCCACAGAAAUCAAAACCAGGGGUCUUCUCUUUUCUGGACCCACUGGCCUAUGAGAUCUGGAUGUGCAUUGUCUUUGCCUAUAUAGGAGUUAGUGUUGUACUCUUUCUGGUAUCCAGAUUCAGCCCCUAUGAGUGGACACUAGAGGAGCCAGAGGACGGAGCGUUGCCAUUAACAACUGAAUCCACCAAUGAGUUUGGGAUUUUUAACUCCCUUUGGUUCUCUUUGGGUGCUUUCAUGCGGCAAGGUUGUGACAUCUCACCAAGGUCUCUGUCAGGUCGUAUAGUAGGCGGUGUGUGGUGGUUUUUCACACUGAUCAUAAUCUCAUCAUACACGGCCAACCUGGCUGCCUUUCUGACUGUGGAGAGGAUGGUUUCUCCCAUCGAGAGUGCUGAAGACCUGGCUAAACAGACAAAUAUUGCAUAUGGAACCCUGGACUCUGGAUCCACCAAGGAGUUCUUCAGGCGUUCAAAAAUCGCCUUGUUUGACAAGAUGUGGCAAUACAUGAAAUCAGCAGAACCUUCAGUCUUCGUCAAGAAAACAUCAGAAGGUGUUCUCCGUGUGCGGAAGUCCAAAGGGAAGUAUGCUUACCUACUGGAGUCCACCAUGAAUGAGUACAUUGAGCAGAGGAAGCCCUGCGACACCAUGAAAGUGGGAGGAAACCUGGACUCCAAAGGCUACGGCAUCGCGACACCCAAAGGAUCCCCAUUAAGAAAUGCGGUGAACCUGGCGGUGUUAAAGUUGAACGAGCAGGGGCUGCUGGACAAACUGAAAAACAAGUGGUGGUAUGACAAGGGAGAAUGCGGCAGCGGAGGAGGGGAGAGCAAGGAGAAGACCAGUGCUCUGUCUCUUAGUAACGUAGCAGGUGUCUUCUACAUCCUGGUUGGAGGUCUGGGUCUGGCCAUGAUGGUGGCACUGGUAGAGUUCUGCUACAAGAGCCGGACUGAAGCCAAGAAAAUGAAGGUUGCAGCCAACACCUUGUCGUCCCCCCAGCACACAGGAAACUACACACACACUCUGUCUUCUCCUCAACAUGCCCCCAACUUCAACCUGCUGUCCCCAAGCCACCAGCCAAACUACGCCACCUAUAAAGAGGGCUACAACGUUUACGGCAUUGAGAGCGUCAAGAUCUAA
Limanda limanda (common dab) is the source of this 2688-nucleotide messenger RNA. RefSeq names its product glutamate receptor 2-like. Gene Ontology annotation, molecular function: AMPA glutamate receptor activity; transmitter-gated monoatomic ion channel activity involved in regulation of postsynaptic membrane potential. Bases 1 to 2688 code for a protein of 895 amino acids. Gene Ontology annotation, cellular component: plasma membrane; dendritic spine; AMPA glutamate receptor complex. Gene Ontology annotation, biological process: modulation of chemical synaptic transmission; monoatomic ion transport; synaptic transmission, glutamatergic. The transcript has 19 exons. NCBI's taxonomy places the organism in Eukaryota, Metazoa, Chordata, Actinopteri, Pleuronectiformes, Pleuronectidae. The record is from RefSeq and is a predicted model, not a curated record.